CUGGAACGGAGUCAGGCAAUCGUCACCGGCAGAAUGCUAUCUUCGUUCGUGGCCCUAGCUCUGUCAAUGAUCUACUUGAACCACAGCUGCAACGCGAAGAAUCUUCCGUCGAUAUCACAUGAAAAUAAUGGUUUGGUUGUCAAUUCAUGGAGGCUGCUCCAGAAUAGUGAAUACAAAAAAGAUGACCUUUUUUGCUUGUCAACCGGUUGUGUGAAAACUGCGGCUUCCUUAAUCAACAACCUGGAUCAAUCAGUAGAUCCAUGUGAUGAUUUCUAUCAGUUUGCGUGUGGUAAUUUUAUAAAAAACACAGUUCUCAAUGAUGGCGAAAUGUCACGAAGCAUAAUGUCAGUGAUUAAUGAUGUAACUAUAAAUCAGAGGCGAAUGAUCGUCAACGAACCCAUUCAACCAGAUGAACUAAGACCGUUCAAGAUGAUGAAAUUACUGUUUAAAUCGUGCAUGGACCUAGAGAAAAUUGAAAAGAUAGGCUUGAGACCAAUGAAGGAAAUGUUGAAGAGCCUCGGCGGAUGGCCAUUGCUGGAAGCUGAGAAUUGGAACGAAUCGAAUUUCAAUUGGAUGGACAGCCUGAACGGUUUUAAAGAAAUAGGCCGGAACAUGGAUUUCUUAAUAAAAUUAAAAAUCACACCAGAUUUAAAAAACCAUACGAAAGCAGCUAUUAACCUGGAACAAGCGUCCUUUGAACUCUCUCACCAGUACCUGGUCAAGGGCACAAACUAUUUAGUUGUGGACGAGUACUACAAGUACAUGGUGGACAUCGCAGUGCUGUUUGGAGCUGACCGGCAGAGGGCCACCGAGGAGCUGAAGGAGUCAUUAGAAUUUGAGGUAGAAUUGGCCAAGAUAUCGAUGCCACUGGAAGAAACAAAUGACUUAUUCAAAAUGUACAAUCCGAUGAAUAUCACCGAUCUACAACAAAAGUUUCCGAGCAUACCAUGGCAAGAGUUUCUUAACAAACUGUUGAAACAAUUCAUACGUCAAGAUGACAUUAUAAUUGUGUCUUCGCCGAAAUACUUUUCGGGUCUUGGAGCACUACUCAGCAAAACGCCCAAAAGGGUCCAAGCAAAUUACAUGAUGUGGAGAUCUGUUAAUGAUGCCGUAAAAUACCUGACUAAAGAACUGAGACAAACAAAGAGUACGUAUAAAAAACGCAUCUUCUCAAUUAAAGAAGUCCCUCGAUGGAAAGAAUGCGCGGAUAUCAGUUUUGAAUUAUUUAAGAUUGCCAUUGGAUCGAUGUACGUUCGACGGUUUUCCAAUGAAAACACUAAAAAUAAUGCUUUAGAAAUGGUGAAGGUUAUAAAAAAGGAAUUAUACAAAAUGCUAUUAUCAAAUGAGUGGAUGGACGAUGAAACAAGGAAAAACGCGAUGGACAAAGCAAAGUUGAUAUUAGAGAAUGAUAUUGCAUACCCCAAUGAAUUAUUGGACAACGGAAAGCUAAAUUCGUAUUAUGAAAAUUUGGAAGUCAACGACCAAGACUUUUAUACAUCAGUAUUGAAUUUGACUAAAUUUAGCACUGACUAUGAGUUUUCGAAAUUAAGGAAACCUGUUAAUAAAUCGGAUUGGGUUCGGAACAGUGGUCUGGUAGCAGAGCCAAAUGCGUUCUAUAUUCCUGAGGAAAACAGCAUCCUGUUUACCGCUGCUUUAUUGAAAGGGUUGUCCUUCUCCAACGAUCUUCCUCGAUACAUGAUUUACAGUUCCAUUGGUUCUAUAAUUGGUCACGAGAUCACUCAUGGUUUUGAUAACUCAGGCAGAAAGUUUGAUCUGCAUGGCAACUUGGCAAAUUGGUGGGCGGAGGAGACGAAUAAACGCUUUUUGGAAAAGGAACAGUGUUUCAUCAGACAGUAUGGAAAUUAUACCAUUAAUGAAGGUCUUAAGGUGAACGGCACUCUGACGCUGGGCGAAAAUAUAGCAGACAGGGGAGGUUUGAAGUUGGCGUAUAACGCGUACAGAGAGUGGGUCAAAGAACAUGGCGUCGAACCACGACUGCCCGGGCUCCAAGAGUACACGCCUCUGCAGAUGUUUUGGUUGAGCAACGCCCAUUUGUCGUGCUCCAAGGAUAGUAUGACAUAUAUAAAUGUUAUUAGAAAAUACGACGGGCAUUCGCCCUCCCGUUUCCGGGUAAUCGGCUCAUUUUCCAACAUUAAAGACUUCAGCGACGACUUCAAGUGUCCUCUAGGCUCCAAAAUGAACCCGGCCAAUAAGUGCCAGUUGUGGUGA
This is a messenger RNA of Metopolophium dirhodum (rose-grain aphid), 2229 nucleotides long. RefSeq names its product neprilysin-2-like. Lineage: Eukaryota; Metazoa; Arthropoda; Insecta; Hemiptera; Aphididae. Gene Ontology annotation, cellular component: plasma membrane. Gene Ontology annotation, biological process: protein processing. The record is from RefSeq and is a predicted model, not a curated record. The transcript is spliced from 10 exons. The coding region runs from base 34 to 2229 and encodes 731 amino acids. Gene Ontology annotation, molecular function: metalloendopeptidase activity.